AUGUCAUGGACGACGUAUUACAUGGGCCUGGGCCCUUCCGACAAGCUGCAGUACACGUUGCACGUGACCCCCUUCAACGUGACCCAGCUCAUCGACACGGCGCCCCCGAGCCAGGCGUGCCCGCUGCUGGCCUGGGCCGCCUAUUGGACCCUCAGGACCCACGGGAUCCCAACAGACAGGCAGCUGCGGCUCGAGGCGGCGUGCGACGGCAUGCUGAGGGCGGAGUACGGGGAUGCGGGGGCGGCGCUGAUAAAGGACAGCGGGCUGAUGGACAACCCGAUGAGGCUGGUCAUAAACUCGAAAUGGGACGACCUGGUUGACGGCUGGUGGAACAAGCCGAAGGCGCCGAUGCUGGCGGUGCCGCUCAACAUGACCGCGGGCUACGCCGUCUGGCGGUCCAUGGAUGCUGCUCUCAAGUGGACGAACGAGUGGGCGCCGAAGCACAUCCCCGUUUUGAAAAAGGGCCGCCGCAGCAGCCAGCGCCGGCGGCGGCGCGGCCGGCGCCUUUUCGGGGGCUAA
Molecule: messenger RNA, 519 nt
Organism: Monoraphidium neglectum
Lineage: Eukaryota; Viridiplantae; Chlorophyta; Chlorophyceae; Sphaeropleales; Selenastraceae
Exons: 5
Coding region: 1-519 (172 amino acids)
Source: RefSeq, a predicted model, not a curated record